AAAUUAGUAGCCGUGAUCGAUAUUUCUUCACCAUAACUUCACUUUUCGUGACUUAAGACCGGGAUGUCAAGGAAACGCAUCCUUGGUGUUUUCUGUUUGUGGUCUCUUCACUCUGAAUUCUUGUAAGCACAUCACUGAAAAUCACGGAAACAACUUUAAUGCUGAAGAAAACAACACAAUAUGACUUAAUCCGUUUUGUCGAUCGAGGAAGCGGUGGAUGAACGGGACACCCACCCUAUGCAAGCGUCACUCCGUUUUCGUCACUAGCGUCUUUUAGCUUUGCAACAAAAAGUUACUUCAAUUCUCGUGUGCCUCGGUAACAGUGUUGUUUUCAAGCUUUACUGAUUUUCUUUGCCAGGUGAAUAUACAAUAUAUAUGAGUUCCAAAAAUAGCCAAACACUUUACAGUCUUUAGCAUGCAUGUCCCGACAGCUUAAGGGGGCGGUUUCUUUAAAUACUCAUGACUACAAAAGUUGUGUAUUUAAGCGAAACCACUUUCAGUUUGGUCAGAGGUUGAAUAUCGUAAGGUCAGAAACUGCUAUCAACCAAAAUGGAUUUUCACGGACAGAAAGUUAAUCUCUCGUUUUCGAUUGAAAAUAUUUUGCGAGACGAUUUUGCUCGGCAUAGACGAAGAACAGACUUUGUGAGUUUUCACACAGCCGGGGACGAAGCAGGCUUUGAACGGUGGCCGACAAACCCCGCAGUUUACCAAUGUUGCGCGGUUCGUUACAGCCCUGUGUAUUUAAACUGUGCGCCUAAUAUGCAUGCAGUUGAAGGAAGAUUACGCAAAACAAGCGGCGGGAAAGACCAGUUUUUCAGGGAACAGACGAAAGCCAUUGAAGAAGACAGCUUAAGCUGUAAAGGUGAAGAAAUUCAGAACAAAAAUGAUGAAGUUGACGACAAAGAUUUUAAGAAGGAAUCGAAAUCGGUUAAGUGCUUCAGUGAAAAUGGUCCUAAGCGGAAAAGGCGAAAUCGCAGUCAUUUCACCCAGCGUCAACUCCAAUAUCUGGACAAGAUAUUUUCCCGCCAACAGUAUCUAACACGCGACGAGCGCACGCUAUUGGCAAGAGGCCUGGAAAUGACGGAACUUCAGAUCAGAAACUGGUUUCAAAACAGACGAUACCAGAAAAGACAUCGCGCCAAUGAAGAACGAAAACAAGAUGAACCGGUUACAUCAAUAGCAAUAUGAAAAGGCAACGAAAAACUUGGACUAAAGAGAACAAACGCCAAGAAAAACAAAAACACUUAACAAUUGCAACUUAAAGGAGGUUCGUUAAAAAGAGUUGAGAAAAAUAAUUUAUAACGUAUUUAUACUUAAAUUUUAUAUGGUAGCGCUCUCUGAAUGCUGCUGUACAUACUGUAAAUAUCUCAUUAAUUGAUAUAGAAUUGUUCAGAAUAGUAAACUCGGGUUGUCUUGUUCCUUUAAUGAGUUAGAUAUAAGGUCGAAAACAACAAGAAAAGAUCCGUAGAUUAAGAGCUUAAAAACAUAGGUUUGUACGUCACAUAUCAAACUUAACUAAUUUAAUAUAUCAAAUAUCUCAGUUCUGUGUUUUAUAGUUUUGUUAUCUACCUGGUUAGUCUAUUCACGACAACGUAUGAUUGCUUAAAAGCUAUUGGAUAAAGAUCUUUAUUGCGUUUUAUAAUAAGCGAGUUGAAAGUUGUAUUUACUAAGGAAUAAAAUCUCAAAGGGGAACUCGCAAGUAUUAAAAGAAUUUUAUGUUAUUAUUAAAUCAUCAUUUUGAAGUCCUAAAAUAAUUCUGUACGUUACAAAGAUGGCUUCAUGCAACAAAUUUUUCAUCAUAUUUCAAAUUCAAAUCAAAGUGCGUAUACAAAGAAUUUCAAAUAAAUUAAGCGUAAUUUUAUUUUACUCUGAUAACUGUUUAUACGGUCAAAAAAUAAAAAAAAGCGUUAUAACAAAACAGCAGAAUGUACUUUGUCUCGUAGAUUCAUUAGAUAUAUAUUGUGCACGCGUUACUUGUUAUUAAGCCCCAGUAUCAAUUCCAAAUUCAGGCAACAAUCAACUAGCCAAAACAGUUUUUAAAUAAAUGAACUAUAUUUUCAUUCGGUACGUAAUGUUUGUCUCGGAAAAGAAACGAACUGACACAUUUAGACCAAAGAACUGAAAAAGAACUGUAAUACCCUCGACAAAAGGCGUGUUAUGGAAUGGGGUAGAGAUAAGAAUAGAAACAGGAAAAAGGAGACCAUGGAUGGAGGUCAAAAGACAUCUAUUUAUAUAAGUUCAUUUAAGACGUUUGGUAUGUAGUAUAUAUAGGACAAACUGAAAUUGUGAAGAUUGUGCUUCGGAAACACUCUUUUUGUGUCUUUUUGACGACAAAUUCUUCAACCAGCUGCCGAGUGACGGAAGAAAAUUAUCAGUAAUUAGAGCUACUCGAUCAGUUGAAUGCUCGUUUGAACAAAAACAAAGCAAUAUAACUUAAUUGCAGCAACUUUCAAAAACACGCGACUUUGAAUUCAAAUUUAACCGGACUGUUCUGUUUUACGCUGCUGUCCCUGAUCAUUAGUCAAAUUACCACGAGCGUGGUUUGUUAUCGGAAAAUUGUUUUCCAAUAAUCCGUUGGCUCUCCUCUUAUCUCUCCUCGUUAUUGUGUUUUCGGAAAUGUAGAACGUCAACACACAUACUUCCGCUGAAUUUCAGAGCACGUCAUGAUGUCUUUUGAAAGAUGUUGUAAAUAUCUGUGUUGAUAAAUACUGUGCCCCAUUCUGUAAUACCUUUACAGAGACAUAGUCAGAAGAUCAAGUAAUGCACUAAGUUGGUCUCAGAGGUGAUCUUUAAUUUUCUGUAAGCCCGAAGGCACCUAUCUUAAAGCGGAUUUGCGCACACUCAUAAGCACUUCAAAUGGUCUUUUUGAAGAUCCCAGCAACGGCUAAUUAGUUAAAGCAAUUUUAUCUUGAAGUCUUUUACCCCUAGUAAUCGAUUUGCACGUUCGUAAAACAAGCACACUACACUACACUACCCACAUUUUUACCUACGUUCUAUUCAAGCAUCUGUGUUUUCGCUGACGCAAAAUCGAAAAAGCAUGCAUAGAGUUAAUUUUAGUGGUUCGAAGUCUGGUAAAUAUUUUGAUAUAAAACCAAAAUCAAUUUAGUUUAUAGUUUCCGUAGUUAGCGCCACGUAUCUUCGGAUUAGCACCCACCCAGGAUUUAAGCGCCCUUCCCCGUUUUGCAAGCGCCUCACCGCAACCAAAAAGGUUUUGCCAACAUUGUUAAGAUAACAAUGUAUAUUGACCACAGUUGAAAGACAAAGCGGUAACCACACUGUCAUGAGCGUGUAAUACUGACCGCAUUUAAAAUUUAUAGCGACAGAAAAUUUACCACAACAGCAAAAAGAGUUAGAUCCUUUCUUAGGCCUCCACAGAAAAAGAGCGUCCUUUGUUUAAAGAGGAGGUUGCAACCAGGAAGUGGGGUAGAUUCUAUAGAAUUUUGAAGUCUGCUUAUGGAAACAUCUGUCCAAAAGAACAAAGGAAAUAUCUCUUGUGCCUUUACUGGAACGAAAAAAAUCUGGAAUUAAAGAAUACAAGAGAGGUCAACGAGCAGGAGAAGGGGUGUCAAUUCGGGGCUGCGUACAUGACGUCAUUCUCGUAUCACAUGCCAUUCAUUUUACUUCUGUUUGGUUUUCCCGUCACGCAAAUGUUUUCACGCAAUUGAAAAAGGGCACGUAGACAUUUUUUAAACAAUUACUUGAACAGGAAAAGGCAAACGAACGCUCUCUCUGCAGACGUGACAAGUCGGUGUUUAUUAGUCGUGUAAAGUCGGUUUUUUUUUUUUCAAUUUCUCUAGAAAGGACUAUAACUAGCGAAAGCCAGUUGAUGUUUGCAGUGGAGACGGGCUAAGAAUUUAGUACUUCCGAAUCGGCGCCAGCUGGCUUUUCUGUUCCAAGUGUUUAGUUAGUUAAGGAUGUUUACUUUGAUGUUAUCUACACUUCGACAGGAGCAACAACAUGCAACGACAGUAAAAUGCUCAAAAUAGCAAAUGCAGUUUGCUCCUUUUAAAACCUCAGUACAUAAUUCUAGUAUUCUA
Orbicella faveolata is the source of this 4037-nucleotide messenger RNA. RefSeq names its product homeobox protein vent1-like. NCBI's taxonomy places the organism in Eukaryota, Metazoa, Cnidaria, Anthozoa, Scleractinia, Merulinidae. Gene Ontology annotation, biological process: regulation of DNA-templated transcription. Gene Ontology annotation, molecular function: DNA binding; DNA-binding transcription factor activity, RNA polymerase II-specific. The record is from RefSeq and is a predicted model, not a curated record.